AUGGCCCCCCCCCGCGCCGAGAAGAGCCAAUUGAAGCGCCCCCGAGUGAGUCCGGCCCUGUUCUCUCCAGCUCUCUGGCGCUCCCUGAUUGACCGCGGCCUCUGUUUCAAGGGCUCGCUUCCGGAGGACGACCUGGACUCCAAGAAGCCCCGCCGCUCCGAGAGGCUCUCCGUCAACGCCAACUCUGCUGCCGCCCCGGACAACAACAAGGCCAGGACCAAGGCCAAGGGCGCCGCCAACAAGACCCCCGUCACACACGAACAGCACCUGCCUUCCCCGCUGACCCAUCUGGGCACCACCGAGUCCGAGUCCGAAGAGGCCCUGCGCAAGGAACCGACGGCCACGCCGCCCCAAGGCCGCCCGAGCCAGGUGAACCCGAGGGAGGAUACCGUGUCGCAGACCAAUGUCCUGUCUUCGCCGCCGCAGGAUACGCAGGCGUUUUCCCAGUACCCGCCGGAGACCAGGGACACUUUCCCCGGUGAAGUGGAGGACGAGGCGAGGGAGGGCGUAUGGGGGUACCUGCUCCCGCUCAAUGCCAAGUAUGGUCCCUCUAUCGCGAUGAGGAAGCGGACGUCCUGCCCUUUGCCGAAGGCGUCCGGCGGCGGUGGGACGGCGGACAGGAAGGGAAAGUCGCCCUUGCGGACAGGGGAUGCCAAUGGCAAUGUGGCUGGCGGGUACUUGAUCGGUCGACAUCCCGAAUGUGACAUCGUUGUGGACGACGCCAGUGUAUCGAACCGGCACUGCCUCAUCUUCACCGAAAACAAAGGCGGAGACACCGUCGCCAUCGUCGAGGACCUCUCCAGCAACGGCACCUUCGUCAACGAAGCCCUCCUGGGCCGAAACCAACGGAGAGAGCUGCAGCAGUCGGACGAGAUCGCCGUGCUCGACAAGGAGCGCUUUAUCUUCCGGUAUCCCAAGACCCGCCAGACCAGCGCCUUCCUGCAGUCGUACACCCUGCUCGAGAAGCUGGGCAAGGGGCACUUUGCCGAGGUGUUCCUCUGCGUCGAGAAGUCGACGGGUCAGCGCUACGCCGUCAAGGUCUUCACCAAGACGCCCGGCAUGGAGGAGAGGACGAAGCAGGACGGUCUGCAGCAGGAAAUAGCGGUUCUCAUGGGCGUGAGCCAUCCUAACGUCCUGUGCCUCAAGGAUACGUUCAACGAGCGGAAUGCCGUCUAUCUCGUCUUGGAACUCGCUUCCGAGGGCGAGCUGUUCAAUUUUAUAGUGCAGAAGCAGAAACUCACCGAAAACGAAACCCGGAAGCUGUUUAUUCAACUAUUCCAGGGCGUCAAGUACUUGCAUGAGAGAAAUAUCGUCCACAGAGACAUCAAGCCGGAGAACAUUCUCAUGGUGGACAAGGACCUCCGUGUGAAGCUUGCCGAUUUUGGCCUAGCCAAGAUUAUCGGCGAGGAGUCAUUCACCACAACGCUCUGCGGUACGCCUAGUUACGUGGCGCCGGAGAUCUUGGCCGAUUCCAAGCACCGCAAGUACACCAAGGCCGUGGACGUCUGGUCUCUGGGCGUGGUAUUGUACAUCUGUCUGUGCGGCUUUCCUCCAUUCUCCGAUGAGCUGUUCUCCAAGGAUUUCCCCUACACCUUGUCCCAGCAGAUCAGGAGUGGUCGGUUCGACUACCCGUCGCCUUACUGGGACUCAGUUGGCGACCCAGCUCUCGACCUGAUCGAUUCGAUGCUGGUGGUGGACCCCGAACGACGUUACACGAUCGACCAAUGCCUGGCCCAUCCAUGGGUGACCCAGGGCCCGCCCAACGUCUACGACAGUACGGAUGGCCUGGUUGGCGGCAUCCGGGGGCUGGAAGUCCAGCGGCGGGGCAUGACUAGAGAGCGGACGCUGCUCGCGUCCCUCAACACGGUGGACGUCGCAACUCGGCCCGUGGGAGACAGCCAGACGCCCGUUAAGAUCUUCUCGAAGAACCCCGACGUGCCGGAGGCGGGCAAGGCCGGGGCCUCCGCGAUCAAGGAGCCGGGACCAGCGCAUAACCGGGCCGUUGGUGAGUUCGUGGCCAUGGGGGGCAAGGGGGACGAGCAGCUGUUCUCGAAUGACGAUAAGAGCGUUUACUCGACAGCAGACGUAACGGAUGUGAAGAAGAAGAGCAAGGACCGUCGGUGA
This is a messenger RNA of Sodiomyces alkalinus F11, 2124 nucleotides long. Its product is annotated as Pkinase-domain-containing protein. Gene Ontology annotation, biological process: mitotic DNA damage checkpoint signaling; protein phosphorylation. The transcript has 4 exons. Gene Ontology annotation, cellular component: nucleus. Gene Ontology annotation, molecular function: protein binding; ATP binding; protein serine/threonine kinase activity. The coding region runs from base 1 to 2124 and encodes 707 amino acids. The record is from RefSeq and is a predicted model, not a curated record. Lineage: Eukaryota; Fungi; Ascomycota; Sordariomycetes; Glomerellales; Plectosphaerellaceae.